AUGAAAAAAACAUUUCCAUUAAGUUAUCGAACAAAAAAGAGGAGAAUUAAUGAAGAGUUAGAAGCGCAUUAUAAUUCUGUACAAGAUAAUUCUUUUAUUAUUGAUAACUCUCCUAGUAAUUUAUCACAAAUUACAGAAAAUAAUAUAGUUGAAACGAAUAAUAGCCCAAACAAUAAUAAUUUUGUAUCAGAUGAUAGCUUAACGGAUAAUAUCAAUAAGACUCAAAAUUAUAAUUUAAAUACUGAACAUUUUAAUGAUCUGUUAAACUUAAAUACUUCAACUGAUGGUGAUUUUAUAUAUUUUGAUACAGACAAAUCUUUUUGUUUUGAGUUAGCUGAUUGGUCAAUACAAAACAAAAUUGCACAUACUGCUUUAAAUAGUCUCCUAUUAAUUUUAAGAAAACAUAAAUGUUUUUCUACUUUGCCCAAAGAUGCUAGAACUAUUUUACACACAAAACCAGUAGAGUUAUGUAAAAUGCGAAUUGUUGAUCCUGGUAAAUAUUACCAUUUUGGAAUCGAAAAUGGAAUUAAUAGAUACUUUUCUACUUUUAAUAAAACUGAUCAAUCUUCAAAAGAAAUAAAUCUUGUUAUUGGCAUCGAUGGAUUGCCUAUUUCUAAAAGCAAUUCCAAUCAAUUUUGGCCCAUUUUAGCUUAUGUGAGGUCAAAAUGUAAUGUUGUUUUUCCAGUUGGACUAUAUUUUGGUACUGAAAAGCCAAAUGAUAGCAAUGAAUUUUUAAAAGAUUUUGUAGACGAAGCAAAACAUUUAGUUGAAAAUGGUCUAGUGAUUAAUAAUAGUAUUUAUAAGAUAUUAUUAGAUGUUUUUUGUUGCGACACUCCCGCAAAGGCAUUCAUUUUGAAAAUAAAAGGUCAUAAUGGUUUUUCUUCUUGCGCAAGAUGUGAAAUUGAAGGAGAGUAUAAAGAGAAUCGGCUAUGUUUUCCUUAUUGUGAUAUUUCUAAGCGAGAAGCCAAACGAACGCAUAAUAAUUAUGUUCAUCAAACUGAUAUAAAUCACCAUUUACCAUAUACUACUAUUUCAAGGAUUGUAGAAAUAUCUGGUGUGGAUGUUGUAUCAUCUUUCUCCCUUGAUUACAUGCAUCUAGUAACUCUUGGUGUAAUGAAAAAACUUUUACUAUUGUGGAUCAAAGGACCAUUAAGUGUUCGUUUACCAUCUUCAAAAAUAAAACAUUUAACCAAAUUAUCUUUAAGUUUCAAAUCUGAAUUUCCAUGUGAAUUUUCUCGGAAACCUAGAUCUCUAGAUGAAGUGGCACGCUGGAAAGCUACUGAAUUCCGUUCAUUUUUGUUGUAUGUUGGUCCUGUUAUAUUGAAAAACAUUGUAUCAUUUAUACAAUAUGCUGAUGAUUUGUUAAAUUACUUUGUUGAAACAUUUGAACAAAUCUAUGGACAGUAUCUUGUAUCUUCCAACAUUCAUGGAUUAAUUCAUUUAGCAGAUGAUUUUAAACAGUAUGGGCCUCUUGAUAAUUGCAGUGCGUUCCCAUUUGAAAACUAUAUGAAAGUUCUAAAGAGUAUGCUAAGGCAGCCUAAUAAGCCUUUAGAACAAGUAGUAAUAAGAUAUAAUGAAAAUGGAAACUUUAGUCUGAAUAAAAAUGAAACCGUCCAAAUUGAUGAAAAUGGCUUAUUAUCAGGACCACAUAAUGAUGGACCUUUAUUAAGUGGCAGCGUUAAUCCACAAUUCAGUUCUUUAAUUCUGAGUAGUUUUAAAAUUAAAUGUAAAAUAGAUGCUGAUUCUUAUUUUGUUUCUAAAACUAAUGAAGUUAUAAAAUUAAUUAAUAUUGCUCACUCACAUAACACUGGUGAAGUGGUUUUGAUUGGCAGAAAAUUUGAAAUUAAGGAAUUGUUUUAUGAUAAACCUAUAAGAUCAUCUUGCUUUGGAAUAUAUAUCGUAAAACAAUUAUCAACUAAUUUAUAUAUGUGGAAUAUAAAUGACAUUCAAAAUAAAGUUAUGAUAUUAUCAUGCAAUAAAGAUUGCAUUGCUAUCCCUUUAUUACAUUCAUCAUAG
Molecule: messenger RNA, 2016 nt
Organism: Macrosiphum euphorbiae (potato aphid)
Lineage: Eukaryota; Metazoa; Arthropoda; Insecta; Hemiptera; Aphididae
Source: the annotation of a GenBank genome assembly